Ilex paraguariensis (yerba mate) is the source of this 624-nucleotide messenger RNA. The record is from the annotation of a GenBank genome assembly. Lineage: Eukaryota; Viridiplantae; Streptophyta; Magnoliopsida; Aquifoliales; Aquifoliaceae.
AUGGAAGAAGAACGUGGUAAUGAAGGGAAGACGAAGAUUGAAAAGGAGUUGGCGGGGGAGGUGAGGUAUAGAGGCGUUAGGCGGCGGCCAUGGGGGAAGUUCGCGGCGGAGAUACGAGACUCGUCCAGACAAGGUGCGAGGGUGUGGCUGGGUACAUUUAACACGGCGGAGGAGGCGGCGAGAGCUUAUGACAGGGCUGCUUAUACCAUGAGGGGUCACUUGGCGGAGGCGGCGAGAGCUUAUGACAGGGCUGCUUAUACCAUGAGGGGUCACUUGGCGGUUCUCAACUUUCCGGAGGAAUAUAAUUUACCAAGUGGAGGCGGCGGCGGAGGCGCCGCCUCUCAUUUCUCUUCGGCUUCAUCCUCUUCAUCGUCAAUGCAUGGAGAGCGAAGUGGAGAAGGGAAGGAGGUGUUUGAAUUCGAGUAUUUGGAUGAUAAGCUGCUUNCUAGUGGAGGCGGCGGCGGAGGCGCCGCCUCUCAUUUCUCUUCGGCUUCAUCCUCUUCAUCGUCAAUGCAUGGAGAGAGAAGUGGAGAAGGGAAGGAGGUGUUUGAAUUCGAGUAUUUGGAUGAUAAGCUGCUUGAGGAACUUCUUGACUCUGAAGAGGACAAGAACAAGAAAGAGUGA